GCAACAUUAACACCAUCCAAAUACAAAAAUACUGAAGGUUUCAUAGCAUUUUUCGAGUAAGGUCAUAAGAAUGUCAUCUCAUGUGCUCAAAAACCUCAUCGCCAUGCUUGAGGCUGAAGAAGCCGAAGCUGCAAAAUCGAACAACCACGGUACUGCUCACGCAUUUAACAACCAUGGCGGUGGGAACCAAAACUUCUCCGGUGCCAAAAUCAACAGCGGUUCAAAUGCCGGGGACCGAAAGAAAUAUCGCACCACCAACAAUCAUGGUAACCGUACCAUAAAUAACCGUGGAACUUUCCAUGGUAAUGGCAAUGGAGGGUAUACUGAGGGGAACUUUGACGCAUCCACAACGAACUAUAACAAAUAGUUAUAAAGUAUUUGUGAUGAUAAAAAUGGUAUAUGCAACUAAUAAUGAAGUUGAAGAUAUAUUUAUUUUCGAUGGUUUAUGGUUGUAUGUUGCUGUAUAGGAAAUUAAAAAUAAACGCACUAGUGUGCUAUGAUAAAUCUCCUUAUGUUUGAUUAUCUAUAAUUGCUUUUACAUAUUUUAAUAAACGUUAGUUAAUUAUCUA
Lathyrus oleraceus (garden pea) is the source of this 569-nucleotide messenger RNA. RefSeq lists its product as uncharacterized. The record is from RefSeq and is a predicted model, not a curated record. NCBI's taxonomy places the organism in Eukaryota, Viridiplantae, Streptophyta, Magnoliopsida, Fabales, Fabaceae. Bases 71 to 367 code for a protein of 98 amino acids. The transcript has a single exon.